GAGUUCAUUCACAGUUCCAGCCACAGGCACAGCUGAUGGUCUGUGUGUCAGGAGCGCAUGAGCCUCUGCACUUUGGGUCAGCUCAGAACUUUCCUGGUGUCCCUGGGACAUCCCUGGAAGAGUUAUCCCAAAACACACCCCUCUGGAGAUGUGAUCGUGGUACAGCCCAGAGAAUUCCACGUUAAGAAGCCGAGGGAUCAUUGUUUGCAGGAGCCACUUUGGAGUUCGAGGUGCCCCAGCAGCGUCUGACCCCAGCCAGGCAUCCUUUACAGUUAUUCCAAAGAAAGGGGCCAGACUGAGAAAGUGUGAUUUGAUCUCUGCUCAUAUAAUUCCAUUUGCCAUCCUGUCUCUGAUCUUCCAUUAUAUUGUCAGUUCUCUCCGUGGAUUCUUUCACUGUGAAAUUCAAGGCAAGGAAGGGGAGAUACAUCUCUAAUUCCAACCUGUAUCCAGAAGGAAGAGGGAAGGAACUGACACACAGGACCUUUCCAAGCAGGACCAGGGAGUGGUGUCAGCUAUGGACUUUGAAGAGCCUUCAUGGUUUGUCCAAUGUUGAUCUUAUCUAGACAGAAGAUGUCCUCAUCCGUGCAGCUCUUCCGAGAUCAGAGGUACCAGGAGCUGAAGGGGCAGUGCCUCCAGCAGGGGAUCCUCUUUGAGGACCCUGAGUUUCCAGCCUCGGAUGAAUCCCUGUACUACGACUCAGCAGCACAAGGGAAAGUGGAAUGGAAGCGGCCAAAGGACCUCUGUGAAGACCCCUACCUCCUCGUGGAUGGAAUGAGCUCCCACGACUUCCACCAGGGCAAGCUGGGGAACUGCUGGUUUGUGGCUGCAUGCUCCUGCCUGGCUUUGAGGAAAAGCCUCUGGCAGCAGGUGAUUCCAGACUACAGUGAGCAGGAGUGGAACCCCAAAAGCCCAAGGAAAUACGCUGGGAUUUUCCGUUUCCGCUUCUGGCGCUUUGGAGAGUGGACAGAGGUGGUGGUGGAUGAUCAGCUGCCUACAGAGGAUGGGGAGCUCAUCUACUGCCACUCCAACGUGAGAAAUGAAUUCUGGAGUGCUUUGCUGGAGAAAGCUUAUGCUAAGCUGGCUGGAUCCUACCAAGCCCUGGAUGGAGGCUGUGCUGCAGAAGCCCUGGUGGAUUUCACUGGAGCAGUGGCAGAAUCCAUCAACUUGGAAGAGGGCAAAUAUGGUGAGGUUAUUUCUGAGCAGAUGAAGCUGUUUGAAGACUUGAUGAAAGUGCAUAAAAGAGGAGGGUUCAUCAGCUGCUCCAUUUCGGAGUCCCCAGGGCGGCCCAGUGAAGCAGAGACGGGGAUGGGGCUGAUCGUGGGCCAUGCCUACUCCGUGACUGCCAUCAGGAAGCUGCGCCUCGGGGAGAGCCUGGUGUUCUCCUUCAAGGCAGAAAAGCUGUUCAUGAUCAGGCUGAGGAAUCCCUGGGGCAAGAAAGAAUGGCACGGUGCUUGGAGUGACAGUUCUGAAGAGUGGAAGAAAGUCAGCGAUUCUGAGCGCAAGAGUUUGGGGCUCACUGUUGGGAAUGAUGGAGAGUUCUGGAUGACGUUUGAGGACUGGUGUAAGAAUUUCACAGAUGUGGACAUCUGCAGGACUGUGAACACCUCCUGCUUCAGCCUCCACAAGACCUGGGAGAAGGAAAUGAUGUAUGGGGCUUGGACAAAGCAUCCAGAGCCCCUGCUGAACCGAUCUGGGGGCUGCUUUGAUAACAGAGAGACCUUCCUGCAGAACCCCCAGUACCUCUUUGAUGUGAAGAAGGCCCAGGACAAAGUGCUGGUGUCCUUACAGCAGGAGGAUCGCCGCAAGUACAAGAAGGAAGGGAAAGGAGACAACAUCACAAUUGGCUUUGAAAUCCUCAAGGUGGAGGACAACAGGAGGUACAGGCUGCACAAGCUCACGGUGCAGGAGAGAGUGGCCACGUCUCCCUACUCCAACACACGCAGCGUGUUCCUGAGGAGGACCCUGCAGCAAGGCCGCUACGUCCUGGUCCCAACCACCUACAUCCCAGGUGUCCCCACAAAAUUCAUCCUCAGGCUCUACACAGAUGUGCCCUCAAAACUCAGGGAGCUGAAGGCAGACAGGCCUAAAAUGACAUGUUGGAGUCUUCUUUGUGGCUACCCACGCAGAGUGACCCAAAUCAAAGUCCACUCUGCAGAGGGUUUGCAGAAACAAGACAGAUCAGGAGGAGCAGAUCCCUAUGUGCUCAUCAAGUGUGAGAACCAAAGCCGGCGCUCCCCGGUGCAGCACGACACCACCAGCCCCGUGUUCAACACCCAGGUGAUCUUCUACAGGAAGGACAUCGACAGUCCUGUCACCAUCCAGGUGUGGAACAGCAACCUCCUGAGAGACCAGCUCCUGGGGCAGGCGGUGCUGGCAGCGUCCCCCGGUGAGCCCCGCGAGCAGCAGAGGCUGAAGCUGCGGGGCAGGGGCGGCGGGGAGGCGGCCGAGGUGCCGGGUCACAUCAGCGUCACCGUGCUGUGCAGCGAUGACCUCGGCGAGCUCUGAGCGCCGCGGAGCCAGACGGAGCUGUCGCCUCUCGGCAGCGCAGGGAGCACAUCAGCAUAAUCGCUUUAAAGGGGGGAAACCCAGGCUCUCCGUUGGGAAAGGGGGAAAUGCAUAUUAAUCAUUAUCUAUGCUCGGGAUACAGCUCAUGCAGUAGGAGAGUGUCGCAAUAGGACACGAAAUAAAACGACGCGGAUGCUGGAACUGCUAGGGAAGAAGAAGGGUGGUUUAUUUCUUGACUCUAACAUUUAUAGACUUUUAAAAGUGACAGUGGAUUGGAGGAUGAAAGUGCCACUUCUCCAAUGACGCUGGACAAACCAACAGACUAUCAAAUCUCUCCUCCUCCAGAGAGGAAUGUAAAACCAAUAAUUAUUUACAUCAAAGCGUGUGAGAAACUCCAUUACAAGAAUGUAAACAUCGGAAGGCUUAGAAGAACAGGGUGACAGGAGAGGGGCCAAAUGGAAUGCUGGCAGGUAAGCUUGUGAGGAUGCAAGCAUCCUUGAGGAUGCAGGCAGCACUGCAUCCUUGAGGAUGCAGCUUGGAGACUAGCAAAUACAAGGGGGAUUCAUGGGGAUUUUUUUUUUUCCAUAUCCUUCCCAUAGAAGGAUAUGCAUUUAUACAUUUAUUGAUGAAUUUCACUACAGAUUAGGUGUUUCUGUUCCUUGCUGAAAAUGUCACUACUCCUACUCGAGCUCAGUCAUAGCUCAUGGCCUUAAGACCAGUCUUGCCACGACAACAUUAAAAUAGAGGGGCAGAUCUUCCAGUGCCUGUUUGAACACCACAGCAAAGAAGAGCUUUGUCCACCCAAGGGCUCUGAGACUGACUUUCUGAUUGUUCUCUCCUCCACCUCGAGCUGGUGACUCACAGUUUGGUAUCUCUGUCCAAGGGCACCUCACAGUUCAGCUGUGGCUUUGUUCAGAGCACAGCUUCAGUAAUGGGAAUGGUUUGUUUAAGCCACAUAAUGCUAAAAAUGGGGUAACAGCCCUCUUGUUUUGGUAGAUGUAGCACCAGCCCGAAAGAGGAGAAAGUGAGCUCAUGAGAAAGAUGGGUUUGUAAAAGCAGGGUGCUCUUCCCUGGCACUUGUCAGGUCUCACUCUUAAAAUUUUGCAGUCAUUUAUUGCUGGCACGGCUGAUGUUUGAUGGAUUUUCUCUCGGGUACCAUGGAGGACGGGUGUUAUUUCACAUUUCUCUCACAGUGGGGGUCUGGUGCCAGCUCUCCCCUUCCCCUGCAGCCCUGGGCUGGGUUCCCUCAGCAGCUGUCUGGGGUGGGCAUGCUGGGCAGUGACCCUGGCAGUGCACGGGGCUCUGUGCCAGACACUCGGAAAUGGAUUUUACACAGCUGCAGAUUCUGGGUGGGAAAGUGAAGCUGAAGGACCAUUCUGCCUUUUUACAGCCAGGAAAUUUGGAUUUCUGUGUGCCUCGUAGCCACUUCAGCCACACUGUGCGAUUUUUACAGUUUAUGAAAUGGCCCUUGACAGAGCUAAUGUUUUCACAAAAGGUCUCCUCAGGGCUCCAAAAGGAUCAUUGCUGGGGUAGGAAAAUGCUUUCUCUGACAUGCCAGAGAUGGUCUGUGGGGCUGUGAAUGCCAUCAGCUUGCACGUACCAAGGGACAAAAUCCAGCUCUUUUCAGACAGUUUGGGCUCAGGCCCUUUGGCACAGCAGAGAUCUUGUCAGAGGUGUGAACUACAGGCCCCACAGGCAAGUGACAAUCUCUGGAAGCUCAUGGCUUCAGGGCUGCUUUCUCCAGAAAUGUUUGUAAACUGAGAUUUCUCUCUUUAAAAGCAUAAAGUGUCUCAUGCAGACCAGAGCUUGGACGAGGGCAACUGCCAAUGUCAGGGCUGCCCUAGUCCUGCACUGAGAGCUGUUUGCUUUGCUUUUCCUCACACUCUGCUCCAGGCUGUGGGAGCUGCUUCCUGCAGUGUUCCCUGUGGGAUGGGGCCAUUCCCAGGGCUUGGCUUGGCCAAGGGUCAGUGUUCAGCCUGAAAAAUGUUCCACACCGAGAUGGCACCAGAGGUUUGUGCCUCCCUGCCCCACGCUUUGGCUGAGAAAGCUCCUGAGCCCACGGAGGGCACAAAGCCAGCUCAGCCCCAAGCUGGAGGGGAGUGCCUUGGCUCUUUCCUUGCAGCCACACAGCCCUGGCCUCCAGUCCCAGCACCACGAGCCUGUUCCAGCCUCUGUACAGGGUUGUCCCCAGCAUCAGUGGGACACAGGGAGUGUGACCAGCAGUUCUGGGGCAUGUACAGCCUGGCAAAGUGGGAACUCAGGGUGGGGGGCACAGACAUGGUGACUUCUAGGCCUUGAUCACUGUGCCAGCUCCAGACAUUCCCCCAGUUUGUCCCCAUGGCAUGGGGACAGGCACUGCUGGCCAGUGCUGCCCUGAGGGACUGGCAGUGCUGGGAGCUGCAGGAGGCUCAGCAGGAUGCCUGGACCUCUGCACUGAUUAUUUUUGGGAACUGUUUGGUUUUCCCAUCAGGAAGAGCUGAUCCAGCCUGGGAACACAGCUGGCUCUGCUGGUUUACAGAUGCCUCUGCCUUCCCAGGUGAAGCCAGGCAAGGGCAGGCUGACAGGAGCUUCUGCUGCUGCCUGCUUCCAACAUCGGUACUUAGAAUUGUUCAUUUUUUAACAAUAUCAAUAUGUGAGAAAACAUCUUGGGGUUGUUUUUUGGGAGGGGAGAAGGGCUGCAUUUAUGUACACACUCGAGCCACCUCAAAAAUGAAAACAGGUGGAAAUGGGUGUAAAAUAUUUCAUCGCAACAUUUUGUAACUUUUCAAUAUGAAGUGUAAAAUAAAAUUUUACCAAAAAUUUCAA
Molecule: messenger RNA, 5310 nt
Organism: Haemorhous mexicanus (house finch)
Lineage: Eukaryota; Metazoa; Chordata; Aves; Passeriformes; Fringillidae
Gene: CAPN6
Product: calpain 6
Exons: 15
Coding region: 535-2505 (656 amino acids)
Biological process (GO): proteolysis
Cellular component (GO): cytoplasm
Molecular function (GO): calcium-dependent cysteine-type endopeptidase activity
Source: RefSeq, a predicted model, not a curated record